AUGGGUCAGUGUUGUUGCCUCCUUUAUGCUUACCUAUUUGAGGCGCCAGUAAUAAGGGUGCUGAUGCUGGGCUUGGAUAAUGGAGGAAAAAAGACAAUUCUGGCUCAACUCGGCAAUGUCAUCUCCUUUGAGCCGGUGAAGCACUUCCAGGUGGAUACUGUAGAUUACAAGGAACUCUACAUCAGGUCCUGGGACAUCGGUGGAUUUUGGCAACCCGAGGCUCUGUGGAGGCACUUUUAUCAAUAUACAGAAGGUGGGAACCAUUGGAACAAUACCUAA
Messenger RNA from Hydatigera taeniaeformis, 279 nucleotides. NCBI's taxonomy places the organism in Eukaryota, Metazoa, Platyhelminthes, Cestoda, Cyclophyllidea, Taeniidae. The record is from the annotation of a GenBank genome assembly.